Debaryomyces fabryi is the source of this 1086-nucleotide messenger RNA. RefSeq lists its product as uncharacterized. The record is from RefSeq and is a predicted model, not a curated record. Bases 1 to 1086 code for a protein of 361 amino acids. The transcript has a single exon. Gene Ontology annotation, cellular component: tRNA (m1A) methyltransferase complex. Lineage: Eukaryota; Fungi; Ascomycota; Pichiomycetes; Serinales; Debaryomycetaceae. Gene Ontology annotation, biological process: tRNA methylation.
AUGCCUUUGGUUCGAAAACAAUUCCUAUCUUAUGUGGCCAAUACGUUUAAAGAAGGUGACCUAGCUAUUGUUCGUCGACUUAAAAACCCGACACAAGCAUACUUAACAAAACCAUUAAAAAAAGGUGUAGUCGUUCAAACUCAUAAUGGAGAGUUUUCUCAUGAUGAUAUAAUUGGUAAACCAAAAAGAGUUUAUCUUCGGUAUAAAAUGAAGGAGAGUAAGAAGUUCAAUAUAGGAGACGAUAAGUUUAUUGCUACUGAACCAACUUUGGAUGAAUACACAUCUUUGGUUAAAAGAUUAGCCCAACCUAUAUACUCAUUCGAUGCUAGCAUUUUGGUCCAAUUGGCAGAUAUCGAUGUAGAUUUCCCAAAUAUGGUUAAGGAUGCGGAUGUGAUAAAGCUUGAGAGUGAACCUAAACAUUUUUUGGAAGCGGGUACUGGAAAUGGCUCUUUGACCUUGUCAAUAUGUAAUGCUAUACAUGCAGCAAAUGGCUUGGCCAAACAUUACAACGAUAAGUCGCUUAGGGGAGCUAUAUUACAUUCUGUAGAUAGGAAUACUAUGCAUUCGUCUGCUGGAAAAUCGAACGUAAGUAAUUAUAAGAACGGAAGGUAUGUGGACGAUGUCGAAUUUUACGUUUCUGAAACACCAUCAGCUUGGUUAGAGGAACAAAAUGAACAAAAAGAAAGCUUGGAUCCAUAUUUAAGUGGUGUAUUUCUUGAUUUGCCAAACCCAGAAGCCUAUUUGCAUGAUAUUGCCAAGCAUAUGAAGCUCGAGGCUACUUUGAUAGUAUUCUGUCCCUCAGUUACCCAAAUUUUGCAAUGCAAAAAAGUCAUCGAAGAUUCAAGACGCACGUCAGACAAUAAGGAGCAUAAUACUGACAAGCUAAUCGAUUUAACUUUGACUAAGACUAUUGAACUUCCUCCAGGGAAUGGUGGAGGAACGAGAGAAUGGGACGUUAAAACCGUUUUCACUAGAGAAUCGGAAGAAAAAGUUUCCAUAUGUAGACCCAAGGUCGGUUUGAAGGUUGUUGGAGGUGGGUUUGUUGGUGUAUUCAAGAAAUCAUCAGUGAAUGGUGAAGACUUUUAA